Molecule: messenger RNA, 2507 nt
Organism: Coregonus clupeaformis (lake whitefish)
Lineage: Eukaryota; Metazoa; Chordata; Actinopteri; Salmoniformes; Salmonidae
Product: dynein, cytoplasmic 1, intermediate chain 2a-like
Exons: 17
Coding region: 131-2053 (640 amino acids)
Biological process (GO): transport along microtubule
Cellular component (GO): cytoplasmic dynein complex
Molecular function (GO): dynein light chain binding; dynein heavy chain binding
Source: RefSeq, a predicted model, not a curated record
GAUAGCACUAAUCUGUGUCGAAGUUGCGGGUGUUCACAGAUCUAGAAUCAGAUUAUCCACCCCGAAUUCCAGAUUUAACCAGGAUGGGAUAAACACAAAACUGACCUUAGAUUAGAUUCUGGGGGGAAGCAUGGCGGAUAAGCAGGAUAAGAGUGAGCUGAAAGCAGAGCUGGAGAGGAAGAAACAGCGCCUGGCCCAGAUCAGAGAGGAAAAGAAGAGAAAGGAGGAAGAGAAUAACAAGAAGAAGGAUGGGUCUGACUCUAAGUGGGGAGGGGAGGGGGGUGGAGUUGGUGCACCAGAUGACUCUUCUGACCUGGAGAAGAAGAGGAGAGAGGCUGAGGCUCUGCUGGAGAGCAUGGGGAUCACCUCUGAUAUACCCAACGUCCCUACCCCUAUGUCUCCUUCAGCCAAGUCAGUGGGCAGCGAGUCUAGAAGCCAGGACUCCGGAGAUGGAAACACCAGGACGUUACACUGGGAUCCUGACCCCUCUACUCUGCAGCUGCACUCUGACUUUGAACUACUGGGGCGAGGUUUGAGGCUUGGCAUGGCAAAGGUGACCCAGGUGGAUUUCCCCCCAAAAGAGAUGGUGUCCUACUCCAAGGAGACACAGACCCCCGCUGAUACACCAACACACACCCAGGCUAAACCAGCAGAAGAGGAAGAUGAGGAAGAGAUGGUCGAUCCCAAGCCAGCAGAGGACACCCAGGAGGAGGAAGCUGAUCAGGAGGAGAAGCAGGAAGAAGCCCCUCCCAAGGAGCUGACUGAAGAGGAGAAGAUGCACCUGCUCCACUCUGAGGAGUUCAUGACGUUCUUCGAUCGAGGGAGCAGGAUUGUAGAGCGGGCUCUCUCUGAACGAGUGGACGUCUGCUUCGACUACAGUGGCCGAGACCUGGAGGACAAGGAGCGUGAGAUGCAGGCGGGCGCUAAGAUGUCUCUCAGUAGGGUGUUCUCUGACGAGCGCUGGUCCAAGAACAGAGUGGUCACCUGUCUGGACUGGUCUCCUCAGUACCCUGAGCUGCUGGUGGCCUCCUACAACAACAAUGAAGAUGCUCCUCAUGAGCCGGACGGAGUGGCUCUGGUCUGGAAUAUGAAGUAUAAGAAUACCACACCCGAAUACACCUUCCACUGCCAGUCUGCGGUGAUGUCAGCGGCGUUCGCCAGGUUCCAUCCUAACCUGAUUGUGGGUGGGACUUACUCAGGCCAGAUCGUCCUAUGGGACAACAGGAGCAACAAAAGAACAUCUGUACAGAGAACUCCCCUGUCUGCAUCCGCUCACACGCACCCGGUGAACUGUGUGAACAUGGUCGGGACCCAAAACGCUCACAACCUCAUCAGCAUUUCUACUGACGGAAAGAUGUGUUCUUGGAGCCUAGACAUGCUGUCUCAACCACAGGACAGCCUGGAGCUGGUGUUUAAGCAGUCUAAGGCAGUAGCAGUGACCUCAAUGGCGUUUCCUCUGGGUGACGUCAAUAACUUCGUAGUCGGGAGUGAAGAUGGAUCAGUCUACACCGCCUGCCGCCACGGGAGUAAGGCAGGCAUCAGUGAGGUGUUUGAGGGGCACCAUGGUCCAGUCACUGGGCUGAGCUGUCACAGUGCUGGGGGUCCUGUGGAUUUCUCCCAGCUCUUCAUCUCUGCCUCCUUCGACUGGACCGUUAAGCUCUGGACCACCAAGAGUACCCGUCCUCUGUAUUCGUUUGAGGACAGCUGUGACUAUGUGUAUGAUGUCAUGUGGUCUCCCACUCACCCUGCCCUCUUCGCCUGUGUGGACGGAUCAGGACGGCUGGACCUGUGGAACCUCAACGACGACACAGAGGUGCCCAGUGCCAGUGUGGUUGUGGAUGGGUGUCCUGCUCUGAACCGUGUGCGGUGGUCUCACUCAGGGAGAGAGAUCGCUACAGGAGACUCAGACGGGCAGGUGCUGGUCUACGACGUAGGAGAGCAGAUCUUUGUGCCCAAGGCAGAUGAGUGGACCCAUUUCAUGCACACGCUCGUGGAGAUCAACGAGAACCGAGACGAAGGAGAUGAGCUCGCCGCGCAGCGCCUAGUCGCCUGAUCACCAUGGUAACAGGGUAACUUUGGGGACCACUACCCUCUUGCUUCCAAAUCGUCCCUCCCUUCAGUUGGAGCAGGUGUGAUGUUUAUCCCUCAGGGUUCUAGAGCGUCGACAGUGUUCCGUCCACAGCUCUUCCAACUCAAGUCUUUUUCUAAAUAUGCAAAACGUUAUACCGUUUUACUACUUUGUAGCUUGUAUUUAUUCAUUUUCCAGAUGUGUGUAUAUUGCCUAUGGGCUGACUGUGUGUUAAACUGAUGGUGAAGAACAGAAAAAUAUGACCCAUGCUAUGCCCAUUCCAACCUUCAUAGACAAGGACAGCCAUGUCCUCAGAUUUUAGCUACAAUUUUAUUUAUCUAUGCUUUUAUAUCACAUUCGGUUGCACAUACAGUGCAUUCCGAAAGUAUUCAGACCCCUUAACCUGUUACGCUACAGCCUUAUUCUAAAAUGGACUAAA